Messenger RNA from Mytilus trossulus (common blue mussel), 1829 nucleotides. RefSeq lists its product as uncharacterized. The record is from RefSeq and is a predicted model, not a curated record. Gene Ontology annotation, cellular component: membrane. Lineage: Eukaryota; Metazoa; Mollusca; Bivalvia; Mytilida; Mytilidae. The coding region runs from base 92 to 592 and encodes 166 amino acids. The transcript has 4 exons.
UGUUGAUAUAAAAUUAUCUUUAACACAAUAAAGGGUUUUUCUGUCCACUUCCUCCACUUGGUAAUUGGCUUGACGUACACAUGGUUGAAAAAUGGCCCAAUCUUCAAACUACGAUAAAAUAAAACUGAAUGCAAAUAGGACCCAGUCUUAUCCAUCAAUCAAAGUCCAACAAGAUGAACCUGCUGCAUCAUCAAUUUAUCACAAAGAAGAUGAACGACCAUCACAUACUUUACUGGAUACGCCACGUCCAUAUACUACAGUUGAACAUAUAACUGUUGAAACAGAUUUUUCGUCAACAUACAGUAUCGAUCUAGAUCAAACUCAUAUUUGUUGUCAGUGGAUACAUGAAGAUCCACCAGACAAUUCCAAUUAUCUUAGUUUAGCCAUUUUUGCAUGUUGUUGUUGUAACUCUCUAUUGGGUGUGGCUGCCAUCAUUGAAGCCUCUCAAGCUUCUAAAGCGAGAGCACGUGGUGAUGUUACUGCAGCAAGAAGAUAUAAUAAAAUGGCGUAUAAUUUGAUAAGAUUUUCAAUUGGUUUUGGAUGUAUUUUUCUUAUUGUUUCAUUAUACACAGCGCUUUUUCAUAUGAUAUAAUAUAACAAACAGUGUAUUUCUGAAAACAAACUUAUACUCAAACAUGAGUUAAUCAGUUAUUUAGUUAAAAAUUGUAAUACAUAUGCAGAAUAUGUUUGCUGCAAUAUAAUGCAUAGUACAAAAUCGUGAGCCCAAAUUCUUUCCAUUGAUUGAAAGUUGUAAAUGUUUAUAAAAUAUUUUCAAAGGAAGACAAUUAUUUAUAGAUAUCUCGAAACUGUGAAAAAAAACAGCCUAAUCUUAAGCUUUAUCAAAUAGGUUGAGAAAACUUAUAAAUACUCUUGAAAAGUGUCUAAUGUUUCAUGAGCAGCAACGUUUGGCGAUAAAUCAUGUUAAGAAUGCAGUACAUUGGCAUUUAUGAUACCGUCGAGAUUAUUCAGAUCUAACUUAAUUCUGGUUAAAAUCACCCCUAUAUAGAUAUGUCCAAACGCUGUUGUUUCUAUAAAAUAAUUCUGCUUAUAUGCAGUGUUUUUUUCUUUCCAAACUUACAACAAGAAUCGACUCUCUUCUGGCGAUUGAUUAUUUGCCAAAAUGCGAUUCCUAUCAAUGGAAAAUAAAGGUACUUUUUUUUUACAUUUUGCUUGAAAAUGCAUUAAGAUCAGGUCAUUGUGUUUGAUCGGCUUGACCGAAGGCAGAAAUUAAAUCACCUACACAAAAUGUAUCGUAUUAAAUAUAUUAAAUCGCUUAAAAAAAUAUACCAGUAUCUUUAUUACUUUUUGUUGAAAAGCUGAAAAUAAGAUACUUUAUUUUUUAACUUUUAUAUUGAAAUAACUAGUUUGUUCUUCCCUGGCCGGGAUUCAAACUAUCAUGAUACUGAGAUAUCGUUGCACUUUAUCGCCUUGCACUAUACCCGCGUAUAUUUAUUUCGUGGUUUUGGUAUUGUCGCUGAAUUAGCUUAUUCUUAAUUUUGCAGUAUUUUCAAAAAAGAAUGUAAACUGAAUUAAUCUAUAUAUGCGUGUAUUUGUUUUUGUGGAAAUUCGUGAAAAGAAUUACACCGCGAAAAAGUACAUACACAGUAAUCGUUCCGUUCCGUUAUAUUUUCGUGGUAUGCUUUAGAUACAGCAUGUUCAGCACAUUCCAGGUUCUCUCUGAAACACUUAAACUCAGAUUCUUAACUUAAGUUUUUGAGAAAUCAGCAGUAGAAGGCGACUAUCGUUUUUAUGUCCCUUUAACCGGCAUGCAUGAAUCGAUACAUGUACGUUCAUAAGUUAUGUAAAAUUUGUAAACGUUACCGUUAUUU